AGUCCGUCCGAGUCAGGCGCCAGCUCAGCACUCAGCACCUCUACCUUCAACUCCAGCCAGCAGGGGUCAGUCAGCUGCUCGUGUGCCGUGGUGCGAGGACGUCUCGCGGAACGCGUUUGCUCCCCGUCGCCGUGCUCGCUACCAGCGAGGACGCCCGGGGUGCCACCGCCUCCACGAACGUGAACGACGGCGAGCUCGUCCCGAGAGGAGUGCCAGGGACCAGCGAGUACACAAGGACAACGCGCAGCCGCGACGAUGGAGCACGCCGGAGACAAGGCUUUCAAGUGUGAAGAGUGCGGCGAGAAAUUCGCGUGGAGCGGUAACCUUAAGAGUCACCAGCGGAUCCACACGGGAGAGAAGCCCUUCGAGUGCUCUCUCUGCGAUAAGAAGUUCACGCAAAGUGGAGGUCUGCAAAGACAUGUCCAGAUCCACACGGGAAAGAAGCCUUUCGAGUGCACCGAGUGCGACAAAACGUUUGCGGAGAGCUCUUCACUUCGAACACAUCUCAGAUCCCACACGGGCGAGAAGCCAUUCGAGUGUAACUUAUGCGACAAGAAAUACGCGACGAAAAGUGGCCUGUAUAUACAUAUGCGAGUGCACACGGGAGAAAAGCCACACCAGUGCACAGUGUGUGAAAAGAAGUUUGCAAGCAGUGGACAAAUGAAAAGUCACUUACGAUGCCAUCAUACAGGGGAGAAGCCCUUCGAGUGCAGCGUGUGCAGUAAGAAAUUUGGAACGAGUGGACAAUUACGUCUCCAUCUUCGUACCCACACAGUUCAGGGAGAGAAACCAUUCGAGUGUGCAAAGUGCAAAAAGACAUUUUCACGCAGGCCAGCUUUGCGCAUACAUAGCCGCAUCCACACAGGCGAGAAGCCCUAUCAGUGUAAAGUCUGCAGUAAAACAUUUCGGCACAGUUCAAGUCUGCAGCAGCAUAGCCGAACGCACACCGGAGAGAAGCCAUAUGCGUGUACCUUGUGCGAAAAGAAAUUUUCGCGACGUGGGCAUCUGAAAUCACAUCAUAGAACUCACACUGGAGAGAAGCCCUUCGAGUGCACGGUCUGCGGCAAGAAAUUGGGGAGCGAUAGUGAUCUGAAAAGCCAUCUUCGCACCCACACGGGCGAGAAGCCGUUCGAGUGUACGCUCUGCGACAAGAGGUUUGCGAAUACUGGUGGUUUGCGUGCUCACCUUGUCAGCGCCCACACAGGAGAAGUGCGUUACAAAUAUGAAUGCUCCGUAUGCAACAAGAAGUGUCGGACCAAUUGGAAUCUCCGCAUGCACAUGCGCACACACACGGGAGAGAAGCCCUUCGAGUGCGCCCUGUGCCGCAAGAGAUUCAGGCAAGAGUCGUAUCUCCGCAACCAUCUCCAUAUUCAUACAGGGGAGUUCAAGUGCACGGAGUGCGACGUCAAGUGUGUGAGCGCCAGCCAUCUGCGGCACCAUCUCCGAACUCACUCGGGAGAGAAGCCCUUCGAGUGCGCCGUGUGCCGCAAGAAGUUUGCGCAAAGUGGUGGGCUGAGCCGGCAUCUUCGCACCCACACGGGGGAGAAGCCGUACCAGUGCACCGAGUGCGACAAGGCAUUCGCGGGCCGGAGCAACAUGACGGCCCAUCUUCGGAGGCAUUCUUUAUAAGACACCGGGCCGUGGUUUUUGGUGCGCCCUUCAAAUGUGUACAAUUUUGACAUUUGUCCCUUUGUCAGUGUUAUUUAUUAUACGAUCAAAUUAUUGUAUUUGAAAUCAUUAAACUUAUACUUCAA
Frankliniella occidentalis (western flower thrips) is the source of this 1754-nucleotide messenger RNA. Its product is annotated as zinc finger protein 84-like. The coding region runs from base 256 to 1629 and encodes 457 amino acids. The record is from RefSeq and is a predicted model, not a curated record. NCBI's taxonomy places the organism in Eukaryota, Metazoa, Arthropoda, Insecta, Thysanoptera, Thripidae. The transcript is spliced from 2 exons.